UUGCUGGAUUACGCAUUAUUUGAUUCUAAACUUAAUUCAUCGAAAGCCUCUUUUGUUUCCAAGAGGUGCGCUCAGGAGGUUUCUGAGAUUGCGAUUCUGGAAGAGCGAUUUGCACUGCAAAAAUACCUAACUUCUACUGAGCGUACGUCAUUGGCGGAGCAGCUUAAAAUGAGUGAUGCACAAGUAAAAACAUGGUUUCAGAACAGAAGGACAAAAUGGAGGCGCCAUGAGUCAGAGUUAAGAGAACAGCAGCGACGAACCGUGAAUCGCAUACUUGGAUCUCAACUUUCUAACAAUCAAAUCCCCUACCAACGGAAAUAAAG
Messenger RNA from Strongylus vulgaris, 323 nucleotides. The record is from the annotation of a GenBank genome assembly. NCBI's taxonomy places the organism in Eukaryota, Metazoa, Nematoda, Chromadorea, Rhabditida, Strongylidae.